Messenger RNA from Malassezia vespertilionis, 2478 nucleotides. It is a transcript of the gene SNF1, whose product is annotated as non-specific serine/threonine protein kinase. The record is from RefSeq and is a predicted model, not a curated record. The coding region runs from base 1 to 2478 and encodes 825 amino acids. Gene Ontology annotation, cellular component: cytoplasm. NCBI's taxonomy places the organism in Eukaryota, Fungi, Basidiomycota, Malasseziomycetes, Malasseziales, Malasseziaceae. The transcript has a single exon. Gene Ontology annotation, molecular function: protein serine/threonine kinase activity; ATP binding. Gene Ontology annotation, biological process: protein phosphorylation; intracellular signal transduction.
AUGAGCGACACAAACGCCAGCCAUACGGGGGUGGGAGACAGGCUGGAUGGCGUGCAUGGAAAUAGCACCGUGUCACUAUCUUCGCCUGAAAAACCCAAAGCGCGCACUGCGCAUCCGCCCGCGCGAGAGCGGCGUGGCGCUUCGAAGCGCGACCAUGUGCGUACGGGCCUUGUCUCUGGCGCCAGCAAGCACGUCAAGCACCCGAAGAUGCUUGGACAGUAUGUACUGCACCAGACGCUGGGAGUCGGCAGCUUCGGAAAGGUGAAGCUUGCCACGCACGCCUUGACUGGCCACCGCGUCGCGGUCAAGAUUAUCAACAAGCGCAAGAUCUCCUCGAUGGACAUUGGCGGCCGCAUCAAGCGCGAGAUCCAGUUUCUUCGCAAGCUGCGGCAUGCGCAUAUCAUCAAGCUGUAUGAAGUUAUCUCGACGCCGUCGGAUAUAAUUAUGGUGCUUGAGUACGCUGGUGGUGAGCUGUUCCAGUACAUUGUCGACAACGGCCGGCUGGAAGUAAGCGAGGCGCGCCGCUUUUUUCAGCAGCUAGUUGCGGCUAUAGACUACUGCCACAAGCACAAAAUUGCCCACCGCGACCUCAAGCCAGAGAACCUGCUUCUCGACGAGUUCCACAACGUCAAGAUCGGCGACUUUGGCCUCUCCAACAUCAUGGGCGACGGCGACUUUUUGAAGACGAGCUGCGGGAGCCCUAACUACGCGGCCCCCGAAGUGAUCUCUGGUCGGCUCUACUCUGGCCCAGAAGUGGAUGUAUGGAGCUGCGGGGUGAUACUCUACGUAAUGCUUUGCGGCCGUUUGCCGUUUGACGACGACUACAUCCCGACCCUGUUUAUGAAAAUCAACAAGGGAAUUUAUACCCUGCCAGAGUACCUGUGUGCCGACACCAAACACCUGCUCUCCAGCAUGCUUGUUGUCGACCCUAUGAAACGAAUCACGCUUGCCGAGAUCCAACAGCUGCCUUGGUACACCCAGGAUUUACCAUCCUAUCUUGCACAGUUUCCCAUGACACCCUCCGUAGAGGAGAAGCAAUGCCUGCUCGAGAAUCCGGUCAUGGACGACACGCUGCAAAACGAGACAGAUUCGGACAUUUCCACUGUCGAGUCCGAGCAGGACGACCCCAAUAUGAUUGCGCCAGACUUGGGUAAGCUCGAUUCACUCUACCUCGACGAGCUCAUGGGCAAGGUCCAGGGUUUCUCGCGCGACAAUAUUAUCGAGCUGCUUACGGCGCCGAAUACGAAUCAAAUGAAACUUGCUUAUCAGCUCAUCCGCGAUUAUCACAGGACGCUGACGAUGGCGACAGACAUGCUCGAAGAGACGCUGGCCGUUGAAGGGCAGGACGAAACGUCGCCCGAGUUGAUCUCGGAGGACAAGGAAAAGAUUGCACAUCUUCCUCCGCACGUCGCCGACGCCAUCACACCGAGUGUCUUGACCCGGAAGUCUUCUCAGCGGCGCGCCGUCAUCCGCCGUUCCGGCGCAACCACAGACCUGAUGCAUUCAGAAGGCAGCCCCGGUGCACCCGUGCGGAGCACCAAAUCGCGCCGCCAGUCGACUGCAACCAACAAGCGUUCCGGCGAGGAGGCACUGAAACAUGUCAAGGAACUGAUGGCGUCUGUCGACGAGGCGCUCGACGGUAGCGAUAUCGAGAACGACGCGGAAAACUCGGAUGAAGACAGCGAUGAGACUGGCUCGGACGAGUCUGGCUUUUCCGACGACGACAACGAGUACCUGAGCUUUGACAUGGUCGACGAUCUGCGGCGCGCCGCCGACUCUCCUAACACCACGAAUCCCAUUGCGGACCAGGUUACGGACCAGUACCUCCACCGGCAUUCGCACAUUGCGGUGCUUGAAGCAAGCAUUUUGCCAUGCCAGGACGAGGACAAAAGUGUUGCGCCGGACAGCGCUUCGCUCAUGUCAGAAACGUCUUCAGCCGCAUCGACAAGGCCCGCGCGCUCCCACUGGCAUUUCGGCAUCCGCAGCCGCAGCCGGCCGAUGGAAAUUAUGCUGGAGCUUUAUCGCACCAUGGAGGCGCUCGGGAUGGAGUGGUGUACAAAAAAUGCGCUGCCUUCUAUUCCCGACACACUCGACACCAUUACGCCCGAAGAACGCCAACAGGUGUUGGACGCGCUUAAUGAAGACCUGUUUCACGUACAAACUCAGUGUGUCCUGUAUAAUCAAAGAAUCCGCAUGGACCUACAGCUCUACCGAGUCGACGCUAACUCCUACCUGGUUGAUUUCCGCAACGUUGGCUACUUUCCUCUUGUGGAUGCAGGCGCAUCGACUCGCGAGCGACGCACGUCUCACAAGGCGAACGAAUCGGUGUCUACCAUCGUGUGUCCAAGUUUGCCGAAAGACGCGCGAGACCAACACCACACAACUACGUCCAAUUUUGAACCCGGUCACGACGUCGAUAGUCCCUUCCUCUUCUUCGACGCCGCGUUUCGUCUGAUUGUCGAAUUAGCUGGGGGGUAG